CUAGUGACACGUAUGCGAUAUACGAAAUUUCUCUGGCUAUCGCGACAAGAGGAAUGCAUAACAAUACUUAAUCUGAGAGGAAAAAAGAGCGGAAUUGAGCGAUCGGACGCAGUCGGACACGAGAUUUUUCCGCAAGUUGGAACUGCAUUCGAAGCUGGAAAUGCAACAAUGUCGUCUUCCGUUGCGCAUUACGUCCUUCUUCUCUUAGGAAUCGGGAUGUGCAUCGAAGAGGAACUUGGGCUUAGCUUGAAAGAUAAGGUGGCUCUGUAUCAAAAUUGUUCGAUUUUCGAUAAUCCGGAUAUCUAUGGUGGUCCGAUAUGUGGUGACAAUGGCGUCACAUAUGCCAAUGGUUUAUACUUAGACUGCAAAAAUCAUCACAGCCAGGAUAUUGUCGCUACGUUGCAUUCUGGUCCAUGCUUGGAAAACGAGAAAUAUUGUAGUGUUGAUCUACAUUAUGAGCCAGUUUGCGGUUCAGAUCAUAAAAUUUACACGAAUAUGCAAUCGCUUCUAUGCGUUCGCCACAAACAAUCGAAAGACUUGAUAGCCGUGUCUAUGGCAGACUGCCGACAGAAUGAUCAUUGUUACAGAGAGGGCACCGAACAUUACGAGGUGAAUCCGGUUUGCGCUAAUAAUGGGCUCACGUAUCAGAACGCGGCACAACUCAAAUGCUUGCAACGAUAUAACCCUGAAUUGCAAAUUAUUCACGACGGCGGUUGUCGCGUGGAAUUCGUUCACCAGCUUUACGGUGCAGCGGUUUGUGACAUCGCGAAAGUGAGAUAUGAAUGGAAUCCGGUUUGCGCAUCGGAUGGCGUUACUUAUUCAAAUCCUUUCCUGUUUCUCUGCCAUCAUUCACAUCUAAAAGUAAUUUCCAACGGAGAGUGCGACACGCAUAGCCACGAUUCCUGCAUAGAAGCGCACACAAACACGACGAUUUUGCCAAAUGGCGAGUAUGUGAACGAAGCUUUUACCGCGGAUGAUGAGGUUUGCGGGAACGACGGUCACACAUACCAGAGUAUACAUCAUUUGCAAUGCCAGACACGUCACGACAAAUAUCUGUUCUUGAAGCAUCAUGGUCCGUGCUCUGGGCCGGACGAUCAUCCUUGCGGAUCGAUCCCGGAAGAAGAUCACAGACAACCGGUGUGCGGCACCAACGGCAAGGCCUACAUAAGUCCAGAGGCUCUCUGGUGCGCCAAAUUGCGCUCCCCGGCAGAAGAUAUUGUUUACAAGCACGACGGUCCCUGUUAACGAAGAGAUUGUAAUCAUAUGAUGGAAGACCAGCCAUUAUUUCGCUUAUGCCUGUAAAAUAUUAAGAAAUAUAUUAAAAUAUCUGUAAAAGUCAGAAAAGUCUGUAUUCAAGGAUCUUAAUAUAAGCAUAGAUAAUUCGAAAUUUAUGCUGGUGUGCAAUAAGGAUCUUCUUUUUU
Molecule: messenger RNA, 1421 nt
Organism: Camponotus floridanus (Florida carpenter ant)
Lineage: Eukaryota; Metazoa; Arthropoda; Insecta; Hymenoptera; Formicidae
Product: serine protease inhibitor dipetalogastin-like
Exons: 8
Coding region: 13-1245 (410 amino acids)
Molecular function (GO): protein binding; serine-type endopeptidase inhibitor activity
Source: RefSeq, a predicted model, not a curated record